Phytophthora megakarya is the source of this 1398-nucleotide messenger RNA. The record is from the annotation of a GenBank genome assembly. Lineage: Eukaryota; Oomycota; Peronosporomycetes; Peronosporales; Peronosporaceae.
UAUAAGUGGGAGCGCAAGUACGUUCGUAUUUACGAUGUUUGCCAGCGAGUGAAGCCUGCGCCUCACUCGCAGGCUCCUCUGCAACCACUACCGACUCCGCCGGAGUGUUGGGAGUCCGUUUCGAUGGACUUCGUGUUUGGUCUUCCGCGCGAUUCCAUGCAAGAUGGUGCAUCUCGCUGCUGUCGCAGCGGAGGUGAUCUCCGUCCAGACGGCACGUCUGUUCGUCGACAUGGUGUUCAAACACCAUGGCAUGCCCAACGACUCGACUUUGUGUCGGACCGCGAUCCUCGCUUCACGGCGCGUUUCUGGCUAGAAGUGUUCACACUUCUUGGAACACGGUUCUCUAUGUCGACUGCGGAUCAUCCGCAGACGGACGGACAAACCGAGCGCGUGAACCGCGUGCUCGUGGACUUGCUGAAAAGCUACGCCCAGUCGUUCCACAACAGGAGCGACUACUUGCCGAUGGCCGAGUUUGCCAUCAACAGCGCGGUGCAUGCCUCGACCGGACAUACACCGUUCUUCGUGAACGCCAUGCGGCAUCCACACCUUCCGAGCACGCUCGGGGUGGUGGCUUCCUCUUUAAGUGGGGGAGGAUCUAUGGUUGCGUCCGAACAACCGCAGAAGACAGCUGAUACGAACCUAUCAGCCGCGAUGACACGUGCGAGAGCGAGAGCCCGCACACGGCAAAGCGACGUGUCAGUGCCGGGCACUGACACUGUGAAGAACCACGAGCAGGCGACACCUGCUGCGACCAAGGACAAUGUAUCUGUGCGGGGCACAGACACCGAAAAGACUCACGCACAGGCUGAACCUGUUGCAAUCACACACAAAGUGUCAGUGCCGGGCACUGACACCCCAAAGAGCCACGCACAGUCUGGGACUGAUGCGACUACAAGUGGCGAGGGACAGACGCGGACAAGACCAAUGAUGGACCCGGGGUUCAGCUCUCAAGCAAUGGACUUUGUCCACGAACGACAAGCAGUCGUUCGCUUUGUACAAGACGCAAUUGCAGCUUCUGCGGAUAGGCAGAAGCUGAACGCAGAAAAUAAUGGAAAAGGUAAUACAAAUGAAUUCCAAAUUGGUUCAUUAGUUUUGUUAUCAACGCAAAACUUGCCUACUCAUGCGGUUUCUGGAUUCGGAGCAAGUAAGCUUGCUCCGCGCUUCCUUGGGCCGUUCAAGGUGACCGAACGCCACGGCAGCGCGUACACGUUGGAACUUCCUUCCGAUAUGAGACUUCACCCAACGUUCUACGUCGGGCGAUUGAAGACAUACGCGCAACCCGAGUCAUCUAGUCAUGAUGACUCGCCGACGACGACGCGCGGAGCGUCCUCACCUUCUCCUCAAGCCGCUUCACCCUCUCCUGGAGAAGGAGAACAUGUUAUCAAUACGGAUGCUUGA